CGGAAGUGAGCGGGGCAGCCGUAAGCCAAUCAGAUGUCAGGAUAAGGCUCCGACAACAAACAAAAGAUCGGGGCUGUUUGAGCUCGUUGAGACUUUUCUCAUCGCUUGGCUUUAAACGCGGGCUGACACUUUGAUCCGACCGCCAUCGCACCUUUCUUUCACCUGCUUGUCAUCCGAUGUGGCAGCGUGUCUUCUUCCAGUGACUGUCGUCUUUGUCCGCUAAUGUCAACCUGAGUAGUUUUCAACGAUCGCUUUGCCUUUGGUGGCCGAGCUAACGUUAGCCAGGCUAGCUGCUAGGCUAACCAGCUCUGGCUGCUUCUCUGCGGCCAGCGGAGCCAGUUAGCAUAGCCUGCUAGCUAGCUAGCUUUGCUGCCUAAACUUGACGGACGCAAGAAGCUGUGGCUUGCUGCUGACAAGCCACUUUAGCAAACGUCCGGUUGUAGCCAUGUCGGGACAGUCGUCAGGCUGCGGCUUCCUCAUGUCGGUGGUUGUCCACGGAGACUCUGCUCUCAACGAACAGGAAAAGGAGCUCAACCGGCGGCUCCGACGACUCUACCCAGCCGUCAAUGAAAACGAGACACCGCUGCCUCGCUCCUGGAGCCCCAAGGACAAGUUCAGCUACAUCGGGCUGUCACAGAACAACCUUCGUGUGCACUAUAAAGGUCACGGCAAGACACCGAAAGAUGCGGCAUCCGUCCGGGCCACUCACCCCAUUCCGGCGGCGUGCGGCGUUUACUACUUUGAGGUGAAGAUCAUCAGCAAAGGCCGAGACGGGUACAUGGGCAUCGGCCUCUCCGCUCAGGGCGUCAACAUGAACAGACUGCCUGGUUGGGACAAGCACUCGUACGGUUACCAUGGAGACGAUGGCCACUCCUUCUGCUCCUCUGGCACCGGUCAGCCAUACGGGCCCACGUUUACGACGGGUGAUGUGAUCGGCUGCUGCGUCAAUCUGAUCAACAACACUUGCUUCUACACAAAGAAUGGGCACAGCCUCGGGAUCGCCUUCACAGACCUGCCGCCCAACUUGUACCCCACUGUGGGCCUGCAGACUCCAGGGGAGGUGGUCGACGCCAACUUUGGCCAGCACCCAUUUGUCUUUGACAUUGAGGACUACAUGCGCGAGUGGAGGACAAAGAUCCAAGCGCAGAUUGAUCGCUUCCCCAUCGGAGAGCGUGAGGGCGAGUGGCAGUCCAUGAUCCAAAAGAUGGUGGCAUCCUACCUGGUUCACCAUAGUUACUGUGCCACCGCUGAAGCCUUUGCCAAGACCACCGACCAGGCCGUGCACGAGGAGCUAGCCUCCAUCAAGAACCGACAGAAGAUCCAGAAGCUGGUGCUGUCAGGUCGGAUGGGCGAGGCUAUCGAGACCACCCAGCAGCUCUAUCCAAAUCUCCUGGAGAGGAACCCAGACCUGCUUUUCAUGCUCAAGGUUAGACAGUUCAUUGAGAUGGUCAACGGGACAGACAGUGAGGUGCGGUGUCUGGGAGGCCGCAGCCCCAAAUCUCAGGACAGUUACCCUGGCUCACCCCGUCACUUCAGCAGCCCCACCCACAAAGCUGGCAGCUCACAGUCCUACCUGACAGGCUUUGACAGUAACUGCUGUAAUGGAGUGACAUCCAAUAAGAGCCACAGCUCCUCCCCUAACAGCCACAAGCCUGGCCCCCCAGGCUCAGGCUCCACCCCCCCAGCAUCUGACAUCAGCCUGAACGGAAGCUGCAGCCAGCCGCCUCUGACCAGCAACGACGUAGACAUGGAGGUGGAUCACUUCACCAACGGUGUCACGGAGUCCUCCUCCAACGGCUUCCUGAAUGGCAGCUCCAAACAUGUGGCUGAGCCUGACGAAUGCGACGCCGACAUGGAGGUGGAGUCUGCUCAGUUCAAGCGGCAGCUCUGCGGCGGCAGUCAGGCAGCCAUCGAAAGGAUGAUCCACUUUGGCAGAGAGCUGCAGAGCAUGAGCGAACAUCUCCGCCGCGAGUGCGGGAAGAACUCUGCCAACAAGAAGAUGCUCAAGGAUGCCUUCAGCCUGUUGGCCUACUCGGACCCCUGGAACAGCCCGGUGGGCUACCAGCUGGAUGCCAUCCAGAGAGAACCUGUGUGCUCCACCCUCAACAGUGCAAUAUUAGAGACACACAACCUGCCGAAGCAGCCCCCCCUGGCUCAGGCCGUGGGUCAGGCUGCCCAGUGCCUCGCCAUCAUGGCACGAACAGGCAGCGGCUCCUGCGCCUUCGCCGCCGUGGACGAUUAUCUGCACUAGCCCCACAUUUGAGCACACGCACGCGCACACACACACAGUCCAGAAAUGUGCUCUUCCCAGCCCCCGCCUACUUUAUUUAGCAGUAGAGCUGUACUGUAGAAACCAUCUUGCUGACGUUGUGUUCAGCCAUUAGUGGGUUAAAAGGAUCAGGGGUUUCUGGACACACACACACACACACAAAAAGAA
Doryrhamphus excisus (bluestripe pipefish) is the source of this 2437-nucleotide messenger RNA. RefSeq names its product RAN binding protein 9 (gene ranbp9). Gene Ontology annotation, molecular function: protein binding. The record is from RefSeq and is a predicted model, not a curated record. Lineage: Eukaryota; Metazoa; Chordata; Actinopteri; Syngnathiformes; Syngnathidae.